Molecule: messenger RNA, 2481 nt
Organism: Peronospora matthiolae
Lineage: Eukaryota; Oomycota; Peronosporomycetes; Peronosporales; Peronosporaceae
Source: the annotation of a GenBank genome assembly
AUGGGUUCAAACGACACACGAUCUUUCACCGCCGAGCCAACCGCGCCGCCGCAUGGCGUAAAGCGCGCGCCCCACGACGUUGAACCGCUCGCUUCCCCAUGCAACAAGAAGCUCAAGUGCAAGGACCAGGACGACGCCGCCACUCAAGCAGAAACGCCCGCCGUCGCCCCGAGCCGCCGUCGCAGCGCCGCGUUGUCGCCUCUGAACGUUGCGUCGGCUGCGCAGAUCCGCCAGCACUUGAGUGACGUGCGUCGGGAGCUGUUCCUGCGGCCGCUCGUGGCCACAGUCUCGAAGCUCAUGUUCCACAAGCGCAACCACGGCUUUUUCAAUGUCCGAGUCGACCCGCUCGUCUGGAACAUUCCCCACUAUUUCGAAGUGGUGAAACAGCCAAUGGACUUGACGCUCGUGAAGAACAAGUGCAUGAAUCUGGAGUACGCGAGUGCGGACGAAUGCGCUGCGGAUGUUCGACUGGUGUUUACCAACGCGUGUCUGUUUAAUCCACCUGGACACGUGGUGCACGAAGCAGCGGUCGUGUUGUUAAAGGAGUUUGAGACGGACUUUGCCAAGUACCAGGUCAAAGUGGACAGUCUGGCCACACGCCGCAAUGACCACUCGUGUCUCUACUGUCUGGACAAUGUCUGCAGCAUUUGCAAGGAAAAGUGCGUGACGUUUGAACCACCCUUUGUCGUGUGUUCAGGUGCCUGUCGACAGCGCAUUAAGCGCAAUGCCGUGUAUUACAAGAGCUCAGAUGGACACUACCAUUGGUGUACCAAGUGCUAUGCUUCGUUGCCGAAGAUGCUUGUGCUGAAGACUGCUUCUUCUAUGACGAUGAAGCUGAAGCAGGAGUCGACGGUGAUGGCGGAAUAUGCAAUAUCCAAGCUUGAAUUACUAAAAGCCAAGUUUAUGGAUGAGCUCACGGAGCCAUGGGUCCAGUGUGAUUACUGUAAUGGAUGGGUGCACCAGAUUUGCGCGCUGUUUAACGCCUGCGAGAAUGGUGACGAGAACGAAGAAGAAGUGCUGUAUAUGUGUCCACUAUGCCGUCUUCAGGAGCUCGAUGCUCUGGAAAAGAAUGCUGGGAGUAUCAUGUCUCCGAUCGUUACGUCCGUCGAGGACUUUCCGGUAAAACUGGAGCAUGGGUUUUUGCAAUUGCAUAGUCCUGCACUGAAAUGCAGACGGUAUGACUCACAUUUUACGCGAGCUCUGGAGUUUGGUGGAGAAAGCGACGGUAAGGCGUUUGGCACUUUGCCGCGACCAGAGUUAGACGCUGAGAAUGCCAGCACCUCUGCAGGGUAUAUGAGGAGCCAAAGCCUGCGGUCGUGUAAUUUGUCGCGAUUUAUGCAAAAGUGGGUACGGCAUCACCUUAAUGCGCUCGGCGAGCACGGAGCAGCAAAGUCGAUCGUUGUGAAGGUGGUAUCUUCAAUCGAGGUUUCUUGUCACGUUAGCGCAGCCGUGCGCGAAAACUUUCGGUCUGCAUUUCAAGAGUACCCAGAAACGAUUGGCUAUACGUCAAAGGUCAUCUUUGUAUUCCAGAUGAUCAGCGGCAUCGAAGUCUGCAUUUUUUCAAUGUAUGUUCAGGAGUACGAUAAGCACUGCGAACUACCUUCCAACCGCAACCGGACUUAUAUUGCGUAUUUGGAUAGCUUGGUAUACGUGCGUCCGCGGCACGUGCGGACGAGCCUGUUCCACCAGACCCUCAUCUCAUACUUGGCUUUCUGCAAAAGUAGAAGGUUUGACUACGCGCACAUCUGGGCAUGUCCAACUACGCGCGGAGGUGAUUUUAUUUAUUGGUGCCAUCCCUCUUUUCAGAAGAAUCCUGGCAAAGAGCGUCUUCUUCAGUGGUACCUGACAAUGUCCAGAAAGGCAAUGGAGCUAGGCGUCGUUUUUGCAUGCGACGAUUUGUACUCUCGUGAGUUUGAGAAGUUGGAUGAUACCCUUGACACGCAACUUCCUCCCUAUUUUGACGGUGAUUUUUGGCCGAGUGAGGCUGAGCGAAUUGCCGCAUCACCCCGAAAGAGAGGAAAAAAAGAACCUGAUGUUGCAGGCGUGUGUAGCGAAAAAUUCCGCAAGCGAGUCGGUGAACUGGUGAAGGCUGCCCGCGAGUCACUGUUUGUCAUCGUCCUGCAACCGACGUGCGCCGCUUGUAAUCAGCUAAUAGUCAACACCACUUACUGGCGAGCGGGCGCAAUAGAGACUAGAGACAUUUACUACUGCGCCAAGUGUCGAGUAGCGGCAGCCACGGCAGUAGAUGCUGCGGGGCAGGUGAUGUCACUUACUGAAGUGACCCCACCCGAUUUCGAGGAAGCAUGCAGCAAUGAUGAGACGGAGAAAGCAGAGAUUUCUUGCCAGUUUCUUGACCGCCGUCCAGAUAUGCUGAAGAAUUGUGAAGAGCGUCACUACCAGUUCGAUAGCUUCCGGCGAGCAAAGUACUCGACAAUGAUGCUUGUCUAUCAGAUCUCAUCAUCGCAGCGUGUUGCUCAAUAG